Molecule: messenger RNA, 2727 nt
Organism: Helicoverpa armigera (cotton bollworm)
Lineage: Eukaryota; Metazoa; Arthropoda; Insecta; Lepidoptera; Noctuidae
Product: probable tRNA (uracil-O(2)-)-methyltransferase
Exons: 4
Coding region: 143-1918 (591 amino acids)
Biological process (GO): tRNA methylation
Molecular function (GO): tRNA (uridine) methyltransferase activity; metal ion binding
Source: RefSeq, a predicted model, not a curated record
UGACCUGACCACAGCUGUGUGACAGCUGUCGAGUCUAUUUUGUAAACAUCAGCCGAUGAUUUGGGCAUGAACGUAUAUUUUCCAUUUUAUAUUGCGAUUUCCUUGUUUGUAAAAGAGUGAUAUAACAAAUUAAUACAGUAGAAUGUCUUCCAAGUCUAUUGAAACUACAUUGAAUCCCGAUACAUACUGGGAUUCGAUAAAUAUUUUGGUAUCAAAGCCACACGUUAUCAACAAGAGGUUAUGGGGCAGCAAAUUAUGGUUUAGAUGUAGUGGAAAGCAAAAUGUUUUAGCUUUAACUGAAAUUACAACAAUUAGUCCACUGAAUGAAUCUGUGACUGAUGACAAUAUUGAAAAGUUAAAGACCCAAAUUCUGAAAGACCUUAACAUUGAUAGUGUAGUUGAAUCUGAAGACAGAGAUAGUACAAUCGAAGUACUUCUCAUAGAAUUGCUUCCAAAGAAUUAUUCGGACAGUCAGGCUUAUCAAAUUGUGUGUUUGCAAAAAGAAAAGUGUACAGUCACAUUCUAUAAUGUAACACCACAAAGCCUAGAACAGAAAAUAUGUCCUGAUUUUUCAUAUUGUAUAUUUCUGUCUAAUAAUCAAAUCACGCUAAGAGCUAAAAGUGAUGAAUCAAGUAAGUCUUAUAAAUGGCUUGCCAACACACUGCUUCCUCAACUUAUCAAGUGGGGAACUAAUCCUAUUAAUGAUGAAGCCAAGACUAAUGUAAUAUGUUCCGAAUCAUUGUCAUUAGUUUCACAAACUAAGUAUUAUGAAAAAUACAAUGAUUUGAAGAUAAAAUAUGGAAAAGAAAUGGUCAAGAUCUGGCCAGAAUGUACAGAUGCAACAAAAUUUGUGUAUGAAGAUGUUGCAAUUGCAGCAUAUCUGUUGCUUCUAUGGGAGGACAAGACAGGCAACAAGAAAUCUUUUGUUGAUUUAGGAUGUGGAAAUGGCCUACUGGUGUACAUACUAACAAAAGAAGGUCACACUGGUAUAGGCUUAGAUGUUCGAAAAAGAAACAUCUGGGAUAUGUACCCAUCUGAUGUGAAAUUACAAGAAAAAACUAUAACACCAUCUGACGCAUCAAUAUUUCCUGAUAUGGACUGGAUUAUUGGAAACCAUUCCGAUGAGCUUACACCUUGGAUACCAGUCAUUGCAGCCAAGAGUUCAUAUAAAUGCAAUUUCUUUCUACUCCCUUGUUGUGCUUAUAAUUUUGAUGGAACUAAAUAUCAACGUAAGAACUCAUAUAAAAGCCAAUACAAUGAUUAUUUAGAUCACAUAAAACACUUGUGUGAAGAUUGUGGUUUUAAAAUAGGUAUAGAUAGGCUUAAGAUUCCUAGUACUAAGAGAAUAUGCUUAGUUAGUAGUGGCAGAAUAUAUCCAGAAGAUGAAUAUGCAGUGUACUGUAACAAAAUUGAUGAAAUAAUAAGCAAAGAUUCAUCCAACACAUCACACAACAUAAAUAUAGAUAAAGAAUUUAAAGCCCGAGAACCAGUUGAAAGAGUAAGAAAUUGUACUCAAAUUGAUAAAGGUGUAGUGGAGUCUAUAGUUGAAUGCAUUAGCCGAUACUUGUUAGAGGGAUGCACAGAGUCAGAUCCCAAUUGGUCCAUUGGAAGAAAAGCUGAGUUCAAUGAACUAGUUCAACUUAUCCCUCAAGAACAUUUAAAUAUAUUGAAAUCUGAAUGUGGUGGAAUACAAACACUCUUGAAAAAUAAUCACAAUAUUUUUGAAGUCCAAUCAGGAAAAGUUGGACUUAGAUAUCCAAAAACAAUAAAUGAAGUUGUUAGUAAUAGUAGAAAAAGAAAGUUAAAACAAAUGCCUAUAAAGGUGCAGCAGAAGAAAUGUUGGUUUUAUAACAAUCAUCCACAGGGGUGCCCCUUGAGUGAUGAAAACUGCAGUUUCCUUCAUGUGAAAAUAAGAUAAAAAGAAAAUAAUAAAUCAAAGUUAUAAAAAAUAGAAAAUAUAUUUUAUUUAUACUCAGUCCCAAAUAAGAUAAGAUACACAUGACCCAAAAAAAUAAACCUUAAAAAGAAAUAACAUUAACAUUGAAACCAGUUAUAAUAAUAAUUAUGAAUUCCAUAUUCCAUCAGUUAUAAUUGAAAACAAUUUAUAUAAUACAUAUUUACAAGAUAUAAUCACUUAACAUCUAACCGAAAGAAGGAAUGUAAUAAACUCUUAAUCUAGUUCAAAAAAUUUGUUGAGUUCACUUAAAUUCCUGGCAUCCACCUGUUUUGCCAGUUCAUGUUCUCCCAUAAAUGCGCAAACCAUUCUUAGUGUUGUCCAAAUUGUAGAAGAACUAGUAUCAGUAGAAGAUUCUGGAAACAUGCUUGUAGCUUUGUGCUGUUGGUUCAGAGCCACUAAGAAGUGUUCAGCAGCUUGUCUAUGUGCACCCAGAUUCAUACAAGUGAUACCAACAUUGUACCUAGCCCUAAUAAACCCAGGCUCUAAGUUCAAAGCUUGGUGGUAAGCAUCCACAGCUUGCUCAGAUUUGUCACUAUUGGCUAAAGUGGCUCCAAGCCUGUUCCAUACUUUUGCAUUGUCACUCGCCACCAUCAAAGCUGUCUUAAAACAGUCUACAGCUUUGUCAUACUCUUGACUGAUGUUGAAGACUACUCCCAAAGCAUUCUGGACAUCUGGAUCAAUCUGAUUCAUAUUCAAGUGCACUGUCUUCAGGUAAAGUGCCUUGACAUGGUUUUCUAAAUCCUUCACAUCUAAUUUCCUGGGAUCCACAU